AUGAUUCCAUUUGUGCAGGUCCGGCUCACCUAUCGCACGGCCUACUCCACAGGAGUGGCAGGUCGCAUUCCGGCCUAUGAAGAUCGGGGUGAGAACUUCGCAGGCAUUCACAACAUUGGCCGCAAGGAGUCCCAGUACAUGAAGUUCCAGAAAAGCAAAGCACCCUUACUGGACUGGAGUGCCGUCAGCAGUCGAAGGGAAUAUACUCCGCAUCCCUUAGGCGAUAACAAGGUGAACGCCAUGCUGGCAGCGAGUUUCAAAGCAGGCUGGAAAGGUGGAGCUGCGACCAAUGCAGCGGAGAUGCAGGACCAGACCUCCUACAAGGACGCCUUCACAGGCUAUCGCGGCGACCGCCUGAAGUCUGCGAAGAUGAAGAGCGCAAAGCCCAAGAGUGGCCGCACCCACACGAUCACAGGCAUGACGGACCUCUUAGAGACGCGACCCAUGUCGCACGUCAGCUUCCAUGCUCAUCCACAGGAUCUUGCAAAAGCAGGCACCAUUCUGCUUCCGAAGCCAAAUCUUGGCUUCAUUUCCAAGUGGGAAGGUCCUCCUGAGAUCCUCGGCCAAUUCCGUUGUGUUUCUCGAAGUAAGUACUGUUGGGAUCACCUAACAAUGGGAUUCCUCCCUCGGAAAAAAAAACACACACAAAAAGGAUACAUUUUGGUGAUUUUUGUCCCGAAUUUUGAGAACAAACGCAUAUUGAAUGCCCAGUAG
Cladocopium goreaui is the source of this 714-nucleotide messenger RNA. Lineage: Eukaryota; Dinophyceae; Suessiales; Symbiodiniaceae. The record is from the annotation of a GenBank genome assembly.